Staurois parvus is the source of this 411-nucleotide messenger RNA. The record is from the annotation of a GenBank genome assembly. Lineage: Eukaryota; Metazoa; Chordata; Amphibia; Anura; Ranidae.
UCACUCAUUUGGCCAGUCACGGGGCCAAAAACCAGUGUUUGGAGCACAGUGUGGGAGCCACAGUGUGCGGUGGAGGCAGCAGCAAUGGGAGGCCAUACAGCAACCUAUGACAAAAUGGAAACCAGCAGGAGUGUGAGGAGACCUCAAAGUGGCACAUGGCAGAGUGGGAGCAAUGGGAGGCGGUACAGGGACCCAGGUCACACUGUGGGCUCAGCAGCAGCGUGACCAGGCGGUACGGGGGCCCAUGGCCGAUUUGGGGCCUGGCGGCACCUAUGGGAGGCCUGUAAUCUGCCAGCAACCUAUGACAAAAUGGAAAACCGCAGGAGUGUGAGGAGACCUCAAAGUGGCACAUGGCAGAGUGGAAGCAAUGGGAGGCCGUACAGGGACCCAGGUCACACUGUGGGACCAGCA